CAAAUCCCCUCCACUGUUACAGACACAUUCCCUCUUUUCUUUCCCUUUGACAAAUUAAGAGAGACACUAAAUAGAGAUGGAGCAACAUUAUUUGAGAGGAUUGGUUGUGGGGUUGGUUCUAUUGCUUGCUUUGCGAAUCGCAGAGGCCGGUUUGUCGCCGAAUUACUACGAAACGUCGUGCCCGAACGUCGAGUCGAUUGUGCGGCAGGCGGUGGAGAAGAAGAAAAACGCGACGGUCGUGACGGUGCCCGCGACACUGAGGUUGUUCUUCCACGAUUGCUUCGUCGAGGGUUGUGAUGCAUCUGUGCUGAUUGCGUCGCCGAACGGCGACGCCGAGAAGGACGCGCCGGACAACAUCUCCCUCGCCGGCGACGGGUUCGACACCGUCAUCAAGGCCAAGGAGGCCGUCGAAGCUGAAUGCCCCGGCGUGGUCUCCUGUGCCGACAUACUGGCAAUCGCUGCCCGUGAUGUUGUGGCUCUAGCUGGAGGCCCGAACUUCACGGUCGAACUCGGCCGGCUCGACGGUCUCAUCUCCAACGCUAGCCUGGUAGCCGGGAACCUCCCGGGGCCGGACUACAACCUCGCGAAUCUCACGUCGCUCUUUGGCAAACACAACCUCACUGUGCUCGACGUAGUCGCACUCUCCGGCGCCCACACGGUCGGCUUCGCGCACUGCACCCGCUUCGCCGACCGCCUGUACAACUUCAGCUCGACGUUGCCGGUCGACCCGUCGCUCAACCCGGUGUACGCGGAGCAGCUCGAGCAGGUGUGCCCGCCGCACGUCGAUCCCACGAUGGCGGUGAACAUGGACCCGGUCACGCCGGUCACGUUCGACAGCUACUACUACAAGAACCUGGUCGACGGCCUCGGGCUUUUCAGGUCCGACGAGGUGCUCUACACCGACAACCGGACGAAGUCCGCCGUCGACGACUUUGCGGGGAACCAGAGCAGCUUCUUCGCGGCGUUCGCGCACGCGAUGGUCAAGCUCGGGCGGGUCGGCGUCAAGGCCGGAAAACUUGGCCAGAUCAGGAGAGACUGCACCACGUUCAAUUGAGUUGUACGUUACGCGCGGAAAUUUGAUUCAUUUGUAUACUGUUUUGUUUUUACAACAUGAAGUGCUACUACUGAGAAGAAUGAAAGAUUUGUUUUGUUUUCUUUUUUAUGAACGAAAACUCAGGUGUACUGCAAUAAAAAGUAGGGACAACAAA
Molecule: messenger RNA, 1208 nt
Organism: Ananas comosus (pineapple)
Lineage: Eukaryota; Viridiplantae; Streptophyta; Magnoliopsida; Poales; Bromeliaceae
Product: peroxidase 55-like
Exons: 3
Coding region: 77-1054 (325 amino acids)
Biological process (GO): hydrogen peroxide catabolic process; response to oxidative stress
Molecular function (GO): heme binding; peroxidase activity
Source: RefSeq, a predicted model, not a curated record